AUGUGGACAAAAGCCGAGAAACUAAAAUAUCUCGCUAACUCUGUGGUAUGUGAUGUUAAAACCAGACAUAAAGGUUUUAUUCAGAGAUUACAUCAACAAAUUAGAAAAAUGAAAAGACACCUUGUCAGCGUAGAAAACUAUGAACAUACAUCUGAACAGUCAGAAAACAGAGCGGUCAAAUUCCUUUUAUUUAUUAAGAAAACACGUGUCCCCAAGAUGAAGGACACUCCUAAUCUGAAACAUCCCUCCCUGCUCUCCCUGACCGAAGAAAUCAACAGGGAGGAUGUAAUUAAGUUACUGACUGAAAUCCAGAUCAUAGAGACAGGAAAAAGACAAGUAAGAAAUGAAUGUUUACUGAAACUGAUGUCAACACCCGUGUUGCACACAACCGUCAAACUAACAGGUGUUAGUCGUGUAAGACACAUUUCCUGUGUGACGUCAGAACGGGUUUGGAUCACUGAUGGCGUCAACAGCAAUGUAAUCUUGACAAACAUAACAGGAGACACACUGCAUCAACUAACAGAUAUUGCUUCUUAUAUAUGGAAUUAUGGAGCACACACCGUGGACAUUACAGGUGAUCUUAUUUAUAUAGAUAGGGAUUAUAACAUCAACAAACUUUCUAAAGAUAACAGAACAAAGUCUACACUCAUAAAGAAAACUGAACAAUUGGAACCACAUUGUGUCUACUGCUCUCCCUCCAAUGGAGAUCUUAUGGUGGUGAUGUAUAAUACUUAUACAAAGACAGCCUUUGUAAACCGUUACAAUAACACAGGAGAACACACACAGACAAUACAGUACGACAACACACGUCAGAAACUGUAUAGACUACCUAAUUACAUCACAGAGAACUGCAAUGGAGAUAUCGUUGUGUCUGACUAUGAUCGUGCUGUAGUCGUGACAGACCAUGGAGGGAGACAUCGCUUCUCCUACACAGGACCUCCAUCUGGAUCAGGACUACGACCACGUGGUAUCUGUACGGACGCGCUAUUGAACAUCCUUGUAUGUGAUGUGAACACUCACACAGUACAAAUGAUAGACAAGGACGGACGCUUUCUAUCACUUAUACUUACACCCAAGCAAGGGAUAAACAGACCACAGGGCCUGUAUUAUGACGUCAAAAGUCACCUUCUCUGGGUGGGAUCAUGGAACAAAUCUGGUCUACUGUGUGUCCUCCCUGUCGUGAGAAAGGCUCAGUGGUGGAUCCAGCAGAGGUGUAUCUUCAACAGAGUCUGGUCUACUGUGUGUCCUCCCUGUCGUGAGAAAGGCUCAGUGGUGGAUCCAGCAGAGGUGUAUCUUCAACAGAGUCUGGUCUACUGUGUGUCCUCCAUGUCGUGA
This is a messenger RNA of Saccostrea echinata, 1335 nucleotides long. RefSeq lists its product as uncharacterized. Gene Ontology annotation, biological process: proteasome-mediated ubiquitin-dependent protein catabolic process; negative regulation of translation; protein polyubiquitination. The transcript is spliced from 4 exons. Gene Ontology annotation, molecular function: translation repressor activity; ubiquitin protein ligase activity; protein binding. Lineage: Eukaryota; Metazoa; Mollusca; Bivalvia; Ostreida; Ostreidae. The record is from RefSeq and is a predicted model, not a curated record. The coding region runs from base 1 to 1335 and encodes 444 amino acids.